Micropterus dolomieu (smallmouth bass) is the source of this 6981-nucleotide messenger RNA. It is a transcript of the gene cacna2d2a, whose product is annotated as calcium channel, voltage-dependent, alpha 2/delta subunit 2a. Bases 1170 to 4493 code for a protein of 1107 amino acids. Lineage: Eukaryota; Metazoa; Chordata; Actinopteri; Centrarchiformes; Centrarchidae. The transcript is spliced from 44 exons. Gene Ontology annotation, molecular function: voltage-gated calcium channel activity. Gene Ontology annotation, cellular component: voltage-gated calcium channel complex. The record is from RefSeq and is a predicted model, not a curated record.
ACGGAAUCGGACGGGUAACAGAAUUUAACACUGGCCCAAUGGUAAGCUUUGCGUUCUCGGCGUCCCGCCUACGACGAACCUGAUUGGCCAAGCCCUGCCGUUAACCAAUCCACAGCGUAGCGAACGUUAGCUACAUCAGAAGCUCAGCAGAUUUGAUGCAGACAACAGUUACCUCCCUCGCUGGCCACAACCAUAGACUGUAUAUAAAAAGGCCACAACCAACCGAGUUUUUUAGAAGAUUGUUGCACACCUCUGCUGAAUGUCUUUGAUGUAUGCAUGAGGGAGGAUUUCCUGAAGACCAAAGAGGCCAUUACCCAGGGGCCAUUAGGCCUCUAGUAGAGCAUGUCGAUGAGUGCUGAGUCUUGCUCUGUUUUCACAUGCAGCCACUUUUCUAUAGCAAGGGGAGUGAGUCAUCAUCAUCAUCAUCAUCAGGAUGAAAUGCUCUGACAUUUGAGCACAAAAGUCCCAGAGUGCCUUGCGGCCCAGCAUCGCUGGCAGAGCACCUGCGUGAUCCCUGACUGACUGAGCCAAGGACAACACGCCACAAGACCGGCAGUUUCUGCCUGUGCCUAGCAAAUGAGCUGCGAAACGUAAGACUUGCCUAAGAGCUGCCGAGUGUCCUGAACCUGGGCUUUGACUGGGAGACAACUGGAAAAAAACCUAAAGCCUUGAGCACCUUCACCCCUAUUCUGUGUUUUGCAAAGGUGCAAGUACGUCACGUCUAUACUAUGCCCUCCAGUUGAAAUGGGAAGAUCAGAGAACAAACAGCAGUGCAGGAAAAGCUAAUAAGACAGGAUGGAAACACUAUUGGUGUCGUGAUCAGCUUGAUUGGAUUGUUACAUCGAAGAGAGUGGGAGAAAAAAAGGAGCAAAUGUACGCGGCGGCGUUGAGAGAGGGAGGACAGAGAGUGCGCAAAUAGGCAGCCAGACACAGCAGCAGCAGCGGCAGAGCAUCUUCCUGAUCCUGAUCUCCAGUGUCUUCAGGUGCCAAUCCUCUGUGCGUCUCCGAUUGAGAUUUCACUGCCGGCUGAAGUGUCCAGAAGCCUCCGCCAACCAUCACCUCCCACCACACACUUUAUCUGGAGCUCGGUUAUUCUUAGCUCAUCUGCGAGAGACUGUCCUUCCGGUCCUUCUCAAAUUUAUCCCAGUUUCUUGAAUAUUUAAUGGAAAAUGGCGAUCUGCGCGCAGUCGUACGGUGUUUUCUGCCUUCUGACAAUCCAAACUGUACUUAUCAUAUGCGUCUCCACGCCGACAGACGGGACCCACCUCUUCCCCCAGCACUAUACAAUGAUUCACUGGGCCGGACGCAUUGAGAAGGAGCUGGAAAAGGUUCUGCAGCACGUCACCGGAACUCAGCAGAUGAGAUCGAUUUAUAAUGAGAAAAAGAGCCAGUUUGAAAUCAAGAGAAACAGCCCCAAGGACUUGGUGGAGAGAGUGGCACGGGACAUCUCCAAGCUGCUCAACAGUAAAAGGAAAGCCCUGGAGAAACUGGCCAGGGAAGCGGAGCAGCUACAGAAGGAGCAUGUAUGGCAAGACGGUGUGACGGAGAAUGCCAUUUCAUACUACGAUUCCAAAGCGGAUUCAGACUAUGCGGAAGAUGGAGAAGAGGAGAACCCGCUGGAGAGCUCGUUGUCUUUGGAGCUGGAGUUUGUGGACGCUCCCAAUUUUAAAAACAAGGUCAACUACUCUUCCAGUGCGGUCCAGAUUCCCACAGACAUAUACAAAGGCUCUCCAGUCAUCCUAAAUGAGUUAAACUGGACCCAGGCGCUGGAGAGGGUCUUCAUUGAAAACCGUCGGGAGGACAGCUCUCUGCGCUGGCAGGUGUUUGGCAGUGCCACAGGAGUGACACGAUACUACCCAGCCACUCCAUGGAGGGCGCCCAACAAGAUUGACCUGUACGAUGUCCGCAGAAGACCAUGGUAUAUCCAAGGUGCAUCGUCUCCAAAGGACAUGGUCAUCAUUGUGGACGUGAGUGGAAGUGUCAGCGGACUCACUCUGAAGCUGAUGAAAACCUCUGUAGUGGAGAUGCUGGAGACACUAUCAGAUGACGACUAUGUGAAUGUGGCCAGGUUCAACGAGAAGGCAGAUGCAGUUGUUCCCUGCUUUAGGACUUUGGUCCAAGCCAAUGUUCGGAACAAGAAGAUCUUCAAGGAGGCCGUCAUGCAUAUGCAAGCCAAAGGAACCACAGAUUACAAGUCUGGCUUCACAUUUGCCUUUGAACAGCUUCUCAAUGAGAGCAGUGCCCCGAGGGCCAACUGCAAUAAGAUGAUAAUGAUGUUUACAGAUGGCGGAGAGGAUCGUGCACAGGAAAUCUUUGAGAAGUACAACUGGCCCAACAAAACGGUUCGUGUGUUCACCUUCUCUGUCGGUCAGCAUAAUUAUGAUGUCACCCCAUUGCAGUGGAUAGCUUGUGCCAAUAAAGGUUACUACUUUGAAAUUCCAUCGAUUGGAGCCAUCAGAAUCAACACGCAGGAGUACCUGGAUGUCCUGGGUCGCCCCAUGGUGCUGGCUGGACCUAGAGCCAAGCAGGUGCAGUGGACAAACGUCUACCAGGAUGCUCUGGGUUUGGGCCUUGUCAUCACGGGGACGAUGCCAGUCUUUAACCUCACUGCUGACACUGUGAGCUCUCAGAAUCAGCUCAUCCUCGGAGUCAUGGGAGUAGAUAUUGCAAUCAACGAAAUCAAAAAGAAGACACCUACAUACAGACUUGGAGCCAAUGGCUACACUUUUGCCAUCGACCCAAAUGGCUACGUGCUGCUGCAUCCCAACCUGCGACCCAAAAUCAUUAACUUCAGGGAGCCUGUCACUCUGGACUUUCUGGAUGCAGAGCUGGAAGACAGCAACAAGGAGGAGAUCCGUCGACAGAUGAUUGAUGGCAAAUCAGGGCAAAGGAAAAUCAAGACGCUCAUUAAGUCAGUUGAUGAGAGGUACAUCGACGAGGCCAUUCGGACGUACACAUGGACGCCUGUGGAGGGUACAGAUUACAGUCUAGGGUUGGUGCUGCCCACAUAUAGUGAGAACCACAUCAAGGCCAACCUGAGUGACCAGAUCCUUCAGGUGCAGUAUUUUGAAUCACUGCUGCCAAACAGUUUUGAGUCUGAAGGACAUGUAUUCAUUGCUCCCAGGGAGUACUGCAAUGAUCUGGAGCUGUCCAACAACAACACCGAGUUCCUGCUCAACUUCAUCGCUCUCAUGGAGAAGGUGACACCGGACUCCAAACAAUGUGACAAUUUGCUCCUUCAUAACCUGAUUCUGGACACCGGCAUCAUAAGGCAGCUGGUCGAGAAAGUGUGGAAGAAUAAAGAUUUGAAUACAUAUGGCUUUCUGGCCGUGUUUGCUGCAACAGACGGAGGUGUAACAAGAGUGUUUCCGAACAAGGCGUCAGAAACCUGGGAGGAAGAUCCUGAGCCGUUUAAUGCCAGCUAUUACCGCCGCAGUCUGGACAACAAGGGCUACAUCUUCCGAGCUCCUUAUCGAACAGCCAGGGACGACCUUCUGAACCCAGAGAACGACACCAUAGGAAUCCUGGUCAGCACGGCGGUGGAGAUCACAGUGGGAGGGAAGACCAUCAAACCUGCAGUGGUUGGAGUGAAACUAGACCUCGAAGCCUGGACGGAUAAGUUCAAGAUUCUUGCCAGCAACCAUACAGACAACCGUCAAGGACAAAAUACGUGUGGACCAAACAGGGGCUGUGAAAUGGACUGCGAAGCCAACAGUGAGGACCUCCUGUGUUAUUUAAUAGAUGACGGUGGAUUCCUAAUCAUGUCUAAUCAGAAGGAUGACUGGAACAAGGUGGGCAUGUUCUUCAGUGAGGUCGAUCCCUUCUUGAUGUACGCCCUCUACAACAAUUCCUUCUACAACCGCAAGCAGUCAUUUGACUACCAGUCUGUGUGCGAACGGGUGCCCAACAGUGAAGCUGGAGCUGCACCCAGAGGAGUCUUCGUGCCCACAAUUGCAGAUUUUCUAAACCUAGCGUGGUGGACAUCAGCAGCUGCAUGGUCCUUGUUUCAGCAGUUUAUAUAUGGACUGGCUUAUCACAGUUGGUUUGUCACAGAUGAGGUGGAUGCAGAAGGAUUCGACUUAAAAGAGCGGAGUUGUGUAAUGAUCCAGACCCAGUUCUACUUAAGUAAUCUCAGCAGUUCCUACAACAUACUGCAAGACUGUGGCAACUGCUCCAGGCUGUUUCAUGCCAAGAGGAUAAACAACACCAAUUUGCUGUUUGUGGUGGCAGAGAAGAUCCCAUGCAACACCUGCGAGAUAGAGAAGCUGUCCCAGGAGGAGGAGGAGUACAAGGAAGAAAAUCCAUGUGAAGAAAUGACUGUGGCACGCUAUCGAAAAGGGCCCUCCACCUGCUUUGACAACAACGUCUCUGAGAACACGUCAGACUGUGGACGAGGAUACUCCUUCCGUCCGUCCCUCUACACCUUACUGCUCAUUCAGCUACUUCUGCUGUAUCCGGCCUUCAGCCCCCACAUUCACUCUCUUCUACAUUAAUUCCAUUUUCCUCCACUUCUGCUCCCAAGCUUGUUUCCCGACCUAAACCCGUCUGACCCAACCUCCACGCCCCUAAGCCCCUCUCCCUGAUAUAGUCAUAGGUAAUAAUGGGACUUGCCAUCACAGCAAGUUGGAAGCCCUGAGUGCCCCGCUAACCAGCUCGCUUCAGUCCGUGUCGCUUAGUGACAACUGCCGGACGUUUGUGUCCUCAGCCAGUUAUUCUUCAUCUGCAGGAAGAGUGGGUGGACCACCUGGAUCAUCCGACUCCCGCUCCCCCCCCCUACCCCGCCCAGCCACCCACCUCCAACCAAACAGAGAAGGAAGAGGAAAGAGGACAGAUCAACGUUCUCCACAAAGACCUCCCGCCUCACACAGACUGGAGAGCUGAGGUCGUCUGUCCGCCAACGCCUCUGUUUGUCAGACAGACGGUGGGACUUCUCCUCCUUCUUCUCUCUUCCAUCACACCGCUAUGUCACUCACCUCUCGUAAGAGGCCGCGGACCAUUCAGCCAGUUAAAGCCACCAUAAAAGAAAAUAACAGAAAAAAAAAAGAAAAAAAAAAAGGACUGUCAAGUAUACAAAAUGUCAAGUAUAAACUGCUAAACUAAAAGUGAUGAGUAAUCUAAACAUACAGUACUUUUUGGUUGUUAAUUUGAAAAGGAAGUCGUUAGGUGUUAACUUAAAAAGACAUGAAUUCAUUUAUGCACUAUAUCUACUUGCCAAAAUGAGAUAGACUUUCAUGUGGUCUUAUUUUUAUAGCCAAACACGAAGAGGAAACUGCUUCUGAUUUAGAAUUUAGGGAAAACCAUGAGAGGAAGAGGAGACACUCAGAAACUGAAAGCUGAUUCAUUUUGUGCAGCGCAUAAUUACAGAUUAAUGCUUUUAAAAGACGUCUACUGGGGAUUAUUGUAAUUACAUGAUGAUAAUCGCAUUUCUUGAAGUACUUUUCUCUUAUAUUCCCUAUUAAAGGCUAGUGCUGUCUGGCUCACACGUUAGUGACAGCUGUGAAAUAUGAAUCAGUGUUCGGUUACUGCGGCUUUGGAGCAUUGUUGAUGUUGUGUAGUAUUCUCCUUUAUGAUCAAUCGACCAUUCUGACCUCCUGUUUGGACUGAUGUUAAAAAAAAGAAACCUCUGUGCUCUCUGAUUGCAAAAGCUCACCUCUGCCAAUCCUCAUGAGGCUUCUCCAGUAACCUAAUCACGAUAUGUAUUAUGUGCUUUACUUCUGUUCACAUAACAGACAUACCAAGAUCUCUGCCUCAUGACCGUCUCAUAGUAGUUCUAGGUGGGGUAUUUUCUUCUUUUUUUUUGUGGGGGGUGGAGGGCUUGUAUUACCUUUGACUGAUGCUGUUCAAACUUCAAAACCAUUCGCUGCUGGGGGAUAGGGGCUUAUCAACAUCUCCAACAAAAGUGCAGAAGAGGCAACUAAAUAUGGUGAUCACGUACAGUAGUAGUCUGGUUGUAAUCUGUCACAGUUCAUCAUUUGAUCAUUACGAUGUGUGAAAAGUCAUUUAGACUCCCAUGUUUAGGAGCCGCUCUGUUUCAUAGUGCCUUGAUGCACUUUGUUUUGGACCACAUCGGCUGUAUAAGAGUAGAGCUACUGUAUAGUACCUUUAUAAAGCAGCUAUCUUUGAGGCUUUGGAUAACACAGGAGCCCGUGAGACUGAAUCUGUUGGCUAUAGAAAUAGCUUUACACAGAGCCAAGGCGCUCUAGCUUAAUGUAUUUGCCCUCUCGGCUGUGGUUGCUGUACCCACUCCAGAGCCACCUGACUGCCAUUGUAUGAAGUUACUAUACCGUUCCUUUACAAAGCCAUGUAUAGAGCUACGAUACACUAUCAGUAUACAGCGACUUACCUGGCCAUAGAGUGUUUUUAGGGCCACCUGACCGCUACAGAUCUGCCUGAAUCGUAUGUGUUUGUUUGUUUGAUGUGUGUGUGUGUGUGUGUGUGUGUGUGUGUGUGUGUGUGUGUGUGUGUGUGUGUUAAUUUUAGUUUAAAACCCCUCAAAGGGAAUGUCUUUUUAAAUGAGUUGUGGAGUGUAUGAGGGAUGACAGUUGUGUAGCAUAGUGUGUGUGGGGGGGGUUCCUGUUGCUUUGCAGUGGACAAAAUCCAGUGUUGUAGAGAGAAAAAAAGGGAUUUUACUGAAACAAAAAGAAUCCAUCAUCAGUCUGCCUAAAUAUUAAUCAAAGGGAGCAGAGGUGUCCGAAAGAAUGUGUAGUUUAUCAGUGUUUCCGCUUCAAAUGCAACAUAGUUACAAAGCCUCUCUAAAUGCCUUAGUGUUACGGAGCUCUCAUAUGUCCCCCGCCAUCAUCUACUCUCACAAAUAGAUCCUCCAAAAUAUUCACUCCCACUGAGUUUUCUUGGUGUUCUGCAGUAAGUGUAGUGAGCUCUAAUUUGAGUAUUUGUACGUCUUGGAAUGAUUUGCUUUGAUUGAUUGAUGCCUGUUCGAUUUUAAAAUGCUUGAAAGCAGGUGGGAGUUUAAAACUUUCAAAA